Molecule: messenger RNA, 2263 nt
Organism: Biomphalaria glabrata
Lineage: Eukaryota; Metazoa; Mollusca; Gastropoda; Planorbidae
Product: adenylate kinase 7-like
Exons: 18
Coding region: 52-2184 (710 amino acids)
Biological process (GO): nucleobase-containing compound metabolic process
Cellular component (GO): cytoplasm
Molecular function (GO): ATP binding; AMP kinase activity
Source: RefSeq, a predicted model, not a curated record
ACAUGGCUGCAGAGGAAAUCUUCGUUUCUCUUAGUUACACUCGAAAACAAAAUGGCGAACGCCGAUGAACCCGCGGAGAAAAUAAAGAGUAAGAAGAUCUUUAUAAACCACCUGGAUAGCUUUCAGGGAAGAAAUAUAGGAAAGUAUUUAUCAAGAUGUGUGGUAGGAGCUAGCUUGGAGGAAGUUGAGGAAGAAGAUGACCAUUCAGUUACUUCAGUAACAGAUAAAAUGAAAGAAGGUUGCUUUGAAAUUGUUGGGACACUCAAAGACAAGGAAAAACCUAAGCCCGAUUUUGCCAAAGAGAUAAUAAUGUAUGAAAACAAAGACCAACUGUAUGAGUAUCUUGUUGAAUGUGAUAUUAUUAUCUAUGACAUCACUGAAGACCCUGAUCAGAUUGAUGAGGCUGUGUGGGCUGUAUCAGAAUUGAAUUCUGAUAUGGAUAAAAUAGACAAGUCAAAAGUAUUCAUCCUAAUUUCAACUUGCAUGACAUGGGCAAAAAGCAAGCCUCUUGAUCCAGAAGGCAAUGAAAUCGAUGAUCCUGAAAUUCCAUUUACUGAAGAUGACUACAGGAGAAGAAAACCUCAUCCAAACUUUAAAGAACACAUAAGUGCUGAAAAAACUGUUAUCAAGCUGGGCAAAAUAAAUAAGUCCAAAUUAGUGACUUAUGUAGUUUGCUCUGGCUUGACUUAUGGUGCUGAAGAGAAUAUAUUUCAUUAUCUUUUCAAGUCUGCCUGGCACAAUGCUCAGUUCCUACAGUGCUUUGGCGAUGGAAAAAAUAUUGUACCAACUAUCCAUAUUAAGGAUUUAGCAUCAAUCAUCCAGAAUGUUAUUGACGCCAAACCUAAAGUCAGAUAUAUUAUUGCCAAAGAUGAUGCUCAAACUACAUUGGAAGAUAUUGUCAAGACUGUGAGUCAGAACUUAGGAUCUGGUAAAGUGAAGUAUAUUACAAAGGAGGAAGCUUUGCUGAGCAAAGACAUUGAGCAAGCUGAUUUUGACAUGCUGCUUGUAAAUUUGAGAAUGGAUGCUGUCUUUGUUAAAGAAAGCAUGCGUGUAAACUGGGUUUCAGAGCAAGGCCUGAUUGAAAACAUCACCAGCAUUGUCAAAGAAUUUAAAGACACAAGAAGUCUUCAGCCUCUCAGAGCUGCCAUUCUUGGUCCCCCUGCUUCAGGAAAGACAACUGUUGCUAAGCAGCUGUGUGACCUAUUCAAACUACAUCAUAUACUAAUCAAGAAUGUCAUUGAUGAGGAGCUAGAGAACUUGAAAACCAAAGCCAAUAGGACCAAUGAGGAAGACAUGGAGGAAGACACUGAUAACUCAGCUCAAGAGGCCCAGGACCUGCUAGAUCAGAUCAAAGAAAGCCAGGAGAAUAACAAUGGGCGCAUCGAUGAUCACUUUAUCAUUCGAUUCCUUCGUGACCGGCUCAAGUCCAUGCCUUGUCAGAAUCAAGGCUUCAUCUUGGAUGGUUUCCCCAAGACAAUUGCUCAGGCCAGGGAUUUGUUUUUGAGUGAAGAAGAAGAAGAAGAGGGUGAAGGAGGAGCCAGAAACUACAACAAACAGAUCAUGCCUGAGUUUGUAAUUUGCCUUGAGGCCACAGAUGACUUUCUAAAGAACCGAGUCAUGAACCUGCCUGAGUCUGUUGUUAAUGGAACCCACAACACAGAGAAAGAGCUCAUCCGGCGUCUCUUGGAGUACAGGACUCAGAACUCAGAUGAUGAAACUGUGCUGAACUAUUUUGAUGAGCUGGAAUUUCAUCCAGAGAAAAUUGAUGUUAAUAAAGAUACUUCAGAAAUGAUGAAAGACACGGUAGAAAAAAUUAGAAAAAUUUUUGGCAGUCCCAGAAACUAUGGGCCUACACCUGAAGAGUUAGAGGAAAUGAAAAGAAUAGAAGAAGAGCAAAGAGAGAAAAGAGAAACAGAAGAGAAAGAAGAAAAAGCUAGAAGAGAAGCUGAAGAACUUCAGGAAAGGCGAAGAAGACAAGAGGAAUGGUCCACUAGGCUUAAUGAGGUGAAGAGAGAAGAAUAUGAACUGCUUGAGGCACAGUCUAUCCCCCUGCGUAACUACCUGAUGAAACAUGUGAUGCCAACAUUGACUCAAGCUCUCAUUGACUGCUGCAAGACAAGGCCAGAUGAUCCCAUUGAUUAUCUUGCUGAAUACUUAUUUCAACACAAUCCACAAAUUGAUUAGAGUCAUCUUGGAUCCUCAAAUUCUCUUAAUCUGACUACCAUCAUCAUUAAACAAGCAAAUACUAAUGUCUGAAAACAUG